Messenger RNA from Seminavis robusta, 654 nucleotides. The record is from the annotation of a GenBank genome assembly. Lineage: Eukaryota; Bacillariophyta; Bacillariophyceae; Naviculales; Naviculaceae.
AUGGUCAGAAAAUCAAAGAAAGGUUUGUCCAUGGCCACUUUGGCAUGCAAGUCGAAACAUUCCAGGUCAGAGCCACUCUUUCAAGCAAUCUUGAAGUGUGCCUGGACGGACAUUCGACACUACUUCAUUUCAGGGACAUGGAAAUCUGAUGACUACGAAGAUUCUACAAGCCCAGCCUACCUCCAAGCUCGGAAAGAAUCCACCUACCUCGACAGCUUCAGUCGGGAACGCGUCCGACAGCUGCCCCUCCAUGCUGCCAUUUCCCAUUUGGCACCUCUAUCGAUUGUCGUUGAUAUCGUGCGGUUGUACCCUGAGGCCGUGAAUAUUCGCGAUAGCAAGGGCCAUUUGCCACUUCAUCUUGCCGUCCUUACGAAUGCCGAGGAUGUUGCCAUGUACCUCCUUAAAGUGUCGCCAGAUGCAUUUGAAGAAGCAAGAGAUCCAGCAGUGCUAAUGGAGUGUGACCAUGAUUCUUUCCGUUCAUUGGAACAAGAACAGUUGUUUCCCAAAGUUGACAGAAGUGAGAUGAAACAGUUGGAACUUCGAGUGGCCCGAGACGCGCGACGGAUGGCCGAAGCUCAGGAAGAGCUGCAGGAUCUCAUGGACAGCUUCCGAAUGAUUCGCAGUAGUAAUGGUCGUGAAUUGGGCUUCUGUUGA